Cariama cristata (Red-legged seriema) is the source of this 479-nucleotide messenger RNA. Its product is annotated as apoptosis-inducing factor 3-like. Gene Ontology annotation, molecular function: oxidoreductase activity, acting on NAD(P)H; flavin adenine dinucleotide binding. Gene Ontology annotation, cellular component: cytoplasm; mitochondrion. Gene Ontology annotation, biological process: execution phase of apoptosis. The record is from RefSeq and is a predicted model, not a curated record. The transcript is spliced from 5 exons. The annotation marks the transcript as partial. Lineage: Eukaryota; Metazoa; Chordata; Aves; Cariamiformes; Cariamidae.
GCGCAGUCCCAGCGACGGGCUUUCUCAGGCAGAGCGGCAUCAACAUCGACUCCAAAGGCUUCAUUGUGGUCAACAAGAUGAUGCAAACCAACAUCCCCGGAGUCUUCGCAGCCGGUGACGCUGUCAUGUUCCCGCUGGCCUUGAGGAAUAAUAAGAAGGUGAACGUCCCUCACUGGCAGAUGGCCCAUAUGCAUGGCCGCAUAGCUGCGCUGAACAUGCUGGCCCACGGCACAGAGAUCAGCACGAUCCCGUAUUUGUGGACUGCUAUGUUCGGGAAGAGCAUCCGAUAUGCGGGCCACGGGGAAGGAUUCGAUGAUGUAGUCAUUCAGGGAGAUUUAGAUGAACUGAAGUUUGUGGCAUUUUAUACCAAGAGUGAUGAGGUGGUGGCUGUGGCCAGCAUGAACUACGACCCUAUCGUGUCCAAGGUGGCUGAGGUCCUGGCUGCUGGCAGGACCAUCCGAAAGCGUGAUGUGGAGUAA